AUGGUCAUGCUGCAAGUGAUAACUACGACAAAGUUGAUGAUAAAGCGAAGCGCCAUAAACCACACGAACAACUCGACAAAACUUGUCUGCUUCGCAAUUACAGCGGCGAGGUAUAUGUCAGCAGCCGUGUACACCAUACUGAACGGGAGAAUAAAAGGCUCCACACUGGGAUGCUUUGCGGAGACGGUCAUCUUGAGCCAAGCGGCUGUGAUGUCCAGGGCGGCGGCAGCCAUGAGGGUGAGAAUGUGCUGGGGAAAGGAGCGCGUGGCGAGGACGUGGAGAGCGUUGGAAGCGAAGAGGCUUGCGGCGGAAAGCGCGAGGAAAAUGCCCUGGCGGGUGUUGGGCGUGCGCAAGGCGUGCACAGAGAAGGCAAGCACGGUACGAAAGGGUACCGCGCAUAAUAACAGAGCGACGGCAUGGAACGGAAGAGCGUUCCCCGGCGGUUGUAGCGCGGCGUGA
Chondrus crispus (carragheen) is the source of this 459-nucleotide messenger RNA. RefSeq lists its product as hypothetical. The record is from RefSeq and is a predicted model, not a curated record. Lineage: Eukaryota; Rhodophyta; Florideophyceae; Gigartinales; Gigartinaceae. The transcript has a single exon. Bases 1 to 459 code for a protein of 152 amino acids.